Messenger RNA from Aspergillus calidoustus, 1134 nucleotides. Lineage: Eukaryota; Fungi; Ascomycota; Eurotiomycetes; Eurotiales; Aspergillaceae. The record is from the annotation of a GenBank genome assembly.
AUGAGUGUCGCCGGCCUACUCCAAAACAUAAACUCCGUGACGGAGACGCUACUAGGCCAGGUCUCCGAAGGCGACAGACUGGCCCUCCUAACAGCAUGUGACAAGCUCAGGGCCGCCCUCGAGGUACCGAUGGAGACGACGAUGCGCGUUACUGGAGGAGUCUACGAGAGUGUGGCUUUAAUUACGGCGAUUGAUAUGGGGUUGAUUGACGCUGGGGUGUCUGCCGCUGCAACUCAGCGCACCUUCACCAUUUCGCAGCUCGCCGAGGUUGCUUCUGCGGAUCCUCUUUUGAUCGUUCGUCUCAUGCGGAUGCUCUGUGGCAUGCACGUUUUCGAGGAAGUCGACGUUGCCACAUUCAAGUCGACGCCCCUCGCCCAGGCAUAUGCGACCGGCUCUCCAUUCAAGGACAUAGGAAUCCAUCUCGCAUCCCACGGUCCGGCAGCCGCCCUCCUGCCAGAUUAUUUCGCCGAAAAAGGAUACAUUAGCCCCAACGACACGUACGACUCGCCAUUCCAAUACGCAAUGCGGACCAAACUGCACUACUUUGACUAUGUCGGUGCUAGCCCUCGUCUACAACACGCUCUGAACACGGUCAUGAGCACUUGUCCCGGGAACUUGGGCCAAAACUGGUUCGAAUACUAUCCGGUGAAGGAGAGAUUGCGCGUCGAUGACCCUUCCCAUAAGCGCUUCCCUGAUCUACCCGGAAGAGUGAUUCUGCAGGAUCUACCCUCGGUCAUUGAGGGGGCUCAACCGAGUCCGGCAGGCGUGGAGUCAAUGGGCCAUGAUUUCUUCACCCCUCAACCCGUCAAAGGCGCGAAAGCUUAUUAUCUUCGCCUCGUCAUCCACGACUGGCCGGACAAGCAGGCAAAGAUAAUCCUCGAGCACAUCAGGGAUGCCUUGGCGCCGGACUCGAUUCUUCUACUCAGUGAGACCCUUGUUCCGGAGUCCGGAGUCCCACUGUACGAUGCCGAGAUGGACAUGACGAUGAUGGUUGUUUUUGGUUCCCUGAACCGUACAGAGGCUCAGUUCCGGGAGCUGUUGGACGCUGUGGGGUUUGAGGUUGCCAGAGUGUGGAAGCCGGAAGUGGUUGUUCCCGGGUCUACGGCCUUGUUUGAGGCUGUACUUAAGAAAUGA